AUGCUGCAGACCAAACACGCCGCCGAGCUUUGUGCUCUCCUAGUCAACGAUCUGUUUGGCGAGCUUCCUUCGAGAGUUCUGGCGGCGCUCUUCACCAAGGGGCGAUCCAGCAUCGCACAGUUGGCGCAGAUCACGUCGCUGAGCCCCCGCCAUCUACGAAACGGCCUGGGCGUUCUGAUCCAGCAGAAUCUGCUUUUCUACUACACUGACCCCGAUUCGAGAGUCACGAGUUACGAGGCCAAUUCCGACGCCUGCUACAAUCUGAUUCGAUCCGGAAAAAUACUGGAAGUCGUCGAAAGCCAACACGGAACGGCGGGGCGAGAUCUCGUUCAGACUCUCAUGCUUCUGGGAUAUGCUCGAGUUGCCGAUCUCACCCAUGCAUUUGGCUCGAGGGCCCCCAAGUCCAACGGGCAUGCGAACGGGGCUCAUGAGUCUGCCUCGGGCCUGAUUGAGUCUGAAGACCAUCUCCAUAUGGUCUUGACCCGUCUCAUACAGGACGAAAUUGUGGAAACCGUUCGACCAGACAGUUUUCGCAACCCAGCAGAAGUGUAUCGCGAAAUCGAGGCCGAGGUCACCAAGACGGCCCCCGGAGAAAGGGCUUCAAGGAACAAGAUAGAGCAACACAUGCAGAUUGUCGAGCGCUUCAAAACCUUCCGAGACCAAAGCAGGACGUUGAAGCGGCAACUUGACCAGGCAAACGGGCCGGUAGCAAAAAGAAGAAAGCUUCAGAACGGCAACGCGCAUGCCGACGAUCCGUUUGCAGACGAUUUGGCGCCGCUCAAUCCCAACAUUGUGGUCAGGGUAAACCACGAGAAAUGCUUGGUACAGUUACGCAACCAGCGCCUCGCACAGUUUGCAUCAGACACUCUCGGCGAAGCGACUGGAAAAGUGUACCACGCGUUAUUGGAGCUCUUAACGGUCCAGCUCGCCAGAUGCCGGUCUGAUCAGUUGAGUGGGGACCAAGGAGGUGGCCAGCAGGUCACAGUGACCUCGAUUGAGGUAUACGAGCACCUCGACGAGGGGGUCAAUGUCCAAAGCGGGAUAGGAAAGGCACCGAGGGACAAGAUAGACUUUCACAGCGCUGAGAAGGUCAGGCCUUCUCCACUGGACUGCGAGAGCGAUUCGGACGACUCGGACGGCAAGCCACCGGUUCGCGGCAGAGCCCCACGAACCAUCACCAGUGGCGAAUACGACGAGUCUGACGGAUCAAGCGAUGACGACGGCUUUCGAGCCAAGGGAUCGCGUUCCGCAUCCCGGGUCAACGGCGACCGCCAGACCAAGGUGAAGUUUGAGGAUGAGGCAGCAUCCAAGGACAGCCGUUUGGACCAAAUGCGGCAGCAUCUCUUGCUGCUUGCCGAGAGCAGACACCGUUUCGUGCGGCACUGCGGUACCAAUGGCCGCGGCCAGUGGACAGUGGACUUUGGUCAGCUGAUGGAGAGUCUGCGAGAGGCCGAGCUGGACGCCUACAUCGAGCAGUCGUUUGGGCGGCACGGGCUUCGAUUGACUCGGAUCCUGCGUGAAAAGGGGAAGCUGGACGAAAAGAUGCUGCCAUCAGCCGCUCUCAUGAAGAAGUCGGAUGUGCAGGGGAAGAUGCUAGCGAUGCAGAUGGCGGGCCUGGUGGAUGUGCAAGAGGUUCCCAAGGACAACAGCAGAUUGGCCAAUCGGACCCUUUUCUUCUGGUUCUUUGACGGCGAGCGGACACAGUCGCAGCUACUGGACGAUGUGUACAAGGCCAUGCUACGGUGCUUGCAGACGCUUCAAGUGGAGCGUCACAAGGAGCGAAACAUCCUGUCAUUUGUGGAAAGAAAGGACGUGAAGGGCAAGGAGGAGGAGGUGAUGACGGCAGAGCAUUACAACAAGUACAACCGACACCUGGAGGAGCAGGCGAAGCUCCUCGGCCAGGUGAUGAGACUUGACGACAUGGUGGCGGUCGUCCGAGACUACUGA
Molecule: messenger RNA, 1947 nt
Organism: Hirsutella rhossiliensis
Lineage: Eukaryota; Fungi; Ascomycota; Sordariomycetes; Hypocreales; Ophiocordycipitaceae
Product: RNA polymerase III subunit RPC82 domain-containing protein
Exons: 3
Coding region: 1-1947 (648 amino acids)
Biological process (GO): DNA-templated transcription
Cellular component (GO): RNA polymerase III complex
Molecular function (GO): single-stranded DNA binding
Source: RefSeq, a predicted model, not a curated record